GGCCUAUUCCCUUGAACCAAACGCAGCAUUACAGGCUUAACUGAGCUGUCACAAACCACAUCCUUGUCCUGGUAAACUUCCUUAGAUGCCACCUCAAUGAUCCACCUUCCGUUCUUCUAUCAACUUGAUUCUCAAUCAGGACUUUUUCGCAGUGUGUUCAUAGACGGAAGAGCUAUCAGAUACUGAUUGUUUAACUGAACUCCGAUUCCCAGGAGAUUAUGGCGGAUCCCAGAGAGGGGGAGAAUGCGCCGGCCCCAAUGCCACCCCCUCCCGCCGCCGCCGGCGCUGCCACUCAUGAUGCCGAGAAUCAGAUUGCGACGGGGACGGGUACCGGAGUCACCCACAUAAUCCGGCGAUGGAGAAGAGAAGAUUUCAUCAAGAAAUCUUAUUUGGGUCUACGCUGCGGCGCUCUGGUUUUCUCAUUGCUUGCUUUCAUCAUCAUGGCCAGUAAUCAGCACGGAGACUGGAAAGAUUUCGACAGAUACGAGGAAUACAGGUAUGUGUUGGCAAUAGCGGUUCUGUCUACAUUGUAUACUGGUUUACAAACUUUCCGGCGAUUCCAUGAGCUCUCCACCGGCAAAGAGUUCUCGUCGGCUAGAAACUGGGAUAUGGUAGACUUUUUAGGCGAUCAGGUGGUGGCAUACUUGUUAAUAUCAUCAGCAUCAUCAGCUGUGCCACUAACGAAUAGGAUGAGAGAAAAUGUGGACAACAUCUUCACAGAUUCCUCUGCUUCGGCUAUAAGUAUGGAGUUCUUGGCGUUCCUUGCCAUGGCCAUCUCCGCCAUUAUUUCUGGAUAUAAACUUUCGCGCCACUCGUAUAUUUGAUUGUUGAAUUGAUCAUUUGUGUUACGAUUAUUAUUGUUAUAUUCUUUCUGUCACUAUUACUUUGUCAUUCUCUUGUGCAUAAACUUCGGCCUUGUACAUAACUACAUACAUGUGUGCUGAAUCUUCAUCUCUUUUGUUUGGCUGAGUCGCGAGUGAGGGUAAGAUUUGCCAGGUAAUAAGUCCCCUAAGAAAGGUUUGAUGUGAGAAAUAUUCUUUAUGUAAUUGAGUUGUUCUGGGUAUGUAUGAUAUUGGACAUGUUUGGUCGCCUCGUACUUCGUAUUUUACAAAGUUACUUUUUUUUAUUGACGUGAGCA
This is a messenger RNA of Cuscuta europaea, 1138 nucleotides long. Lineage: Eukaryota; Viridiplantae; Streptophyta; Magnoliopsida; Solanales; Convolvulaceae. The record is from the annotation of a GenBank genome assembly.